AUGGCCACCAAGAUGAAGGGCUUCUUCAAGGGCUUCAAGUACUUCUCCCAAAUAUUUGGUAAAGGCAUGCUUCUGAUCUGACUUCUUUCUCUCUCGCUCUCUCGCUCUCUCUCUCUCUUUCAUGAUGAAACGAGCUGUGGUGCUCCCAUCUUCUUCCUCCGCCUCAGCCUACAAGGAACAUGAGAUGGAGAUUGGGUACCCGACGGACGUCAGACACGUGACCCACAUCGGCUGGAACAGCUCGCCGGCGAACGCUCCUAGCUGGGUCCGUGCGCUAGUUUUCCACCUUUUUCCGGCGGACUCCGGUAUUUUCCCGAAUUCCCAUCUUCCGUUUGGACGCCGCACCUCACGGUCUUCUUUGGCCGCCUGCAGAUGAAUGAGUUUAAGACGGCGUCGGACUUCUCGGUGGCCUCUCUCGGCGGCGACGGACCGGCGACGGAGCUCUCCUGGGCCUCGUCCCUAGGUAAUAUUGCAUUUGAAUCACUUUGAAAGCAUAACCUUUCCUUUCCACACAAUGAUUUACUAUAUCUCGCUUCAUGCACCUACUUUCAAUGUUUCCCUUCAGUAAUGGAUUUUGAUCUCCAAAUUCCCAGCUAGAUCUUCGGUCUUUUGGAAGUACAAAAGUAAUUUGUUUAACGUUUAUAAUAACGCGGCAGCGAUAAAUUCACCGAUCCUCCCCGGUAAUGGCACUGUUCCUGAGUAAGAAUACGCCAUCAUCAACCACCAGUCGCCGGGUUAGGGUUUUGCUAGCACUCGAGGCCUCUCGUGAUCCCCUCCCUCCCCCCCUCACGAGGGCAUUCUUCGCCGGCGGGCCACCCCCCUUCCCUCCCGGUGAACAGCCCGGCUGCGGCCGGAGGCGCCCCGUGAGCGAUCUUGUCGUAUCGAAGGCCGCCGGAGAGGUGAGCACGACGGCGGAGCCACCGCCAAUCACCCAUGUGGUAAAGGCCUGAUCUUCCAGGAUCGUCUGUCUCCUUCUCUGUAGCAUAUGCGCGAAAAGGCCCUCAGCUGGUUUCGACCACGUGGAGGGGCCGAUCCCACUUGAUUCCAUGCGCGGAUGAGGAGGAUAAAUGUUCCGAUGCCUGUCGACAGCUUCCGCAUUAGAUGUUUGACAGAAUGAUUCUGACGCCAGUCCACUUCCCUGUGUGCUGUCUCUUCAGAGGACUACGAGCCCCCCGGCGGCCUCCACCAUCGUUCCGCUUCGCUGAGGGGAGCAAAGAAGGGUAAGAAGAAGAAGCCCAAGCAGACGUCGCCGUCGUCAUCCCCAACCUCGAGGAGGUCAUUUGCCGCCUCUCAAGGCGGUGCCGGGGAUUUUUCUGGCCGCCGUCUCGCCAUCUGA
Molecule: messenger RNA, 1336 nt
Organism: Spirodela intermedia
Lineage: Eukaryota; Viridiplantae; Streptophyta; Magnoliopsida; Alismatales; Araceae
Source: the annotation of a GenBank genome assembly